AUGACGUUAGUAGAUGAGUCCGACUCGUUUAAGGGCACGGCUAUCAACUAUGACGAUGCCAAGACACUCCUGGCAGAGGGACCCCAAGCGCUGCACGACCACGUUGCGUCCCGCAUGGAGAAAUCACUGGGCAAAGCGCUUCCGCAGAUGGAGGUGCGCUUCAAAGACGUCUCUAUCACCGCCGACAUCAUGGUGAAAGACGAGACGAACAUCACCGUCGAGCUGCCCACGUUGAUCAACGUGAUCACGACGGGUAUCCGUGAAAUGAGGUCCAGCAAGCACGUCGUGAAGAAGGAGAUCCUCAGGAACGUCAGUGGCGUCUUCAAGCCUGGCACCAUCACGCUCGUGCUCGGACAGCCAGGAUCAGGCAAGUCGUCGCUCAUGAAGUUGAUCAGCGGCCGCUUCCCGGACGCCAAGAACAUCACGAGGAAGGGCGAGGUGAGGUAUAACGGCACCCCAGCCAAGGACUUGCGCAAAUGUCUGCCGCAGUUUGUGUCUUACGUGGCUCAGCGAGACAAGCACUACCCGCUCUUGACCGUGAAGGAGACGCUCGAAUUCGCACACGCCUGUUGCGGUGGUGGUCUCUCCAAGCGAGACGAGCAGCACCUGAUCAACGGCUCACCGGAGGAGAACAAGGCCGCGCUCGACGCUGCUCGGGCCAUGUACAAGCACUACCCGGACAUCGUCAUCCAGCAGCUCGGACUCGACAACUGUCAGAACACCAUCGUGGGCGACGCCAUGAUCCGCGGUGUGUCGGGCGGAGAGCGCAAGCGCGUGACGACGGGCGAGAUGGAGUUCGGCAACAAGUACGUGAUGAUGAUGGACGAGAUCAGCACGGGACUCGACAGCGCCGCAACGUUCGACAUCAUCACGACGCAGCGCAGCAUCGCCAAGAAGUUCCGCAAGAUGAUCGUGAUUUCUCUGCUGCAGCCGUCGCCUGAGGUCUUUGAGCUCUUUGACGACGUCGUGAUCUUGAACGAGGGCUACGAGAUAUAUCACGGACCGAGGGCUGAAGCGUUAAGCUACUUUGAAAGCUUGGGCUUCCAGUGUCCUCCCCGUCGUGACGUGGCAGACUUCUUGCUGGAUCUGGGCACGGACAAGCAGGCGCAGUACGAAGUGGAAGACGCCGGAGGCAUUUCGAUCCCGCGGUCGGCCGGCGACUUUGCCGCGGCGUUCAGGCUCUCGUCCAUCUAUGACCGAAUGCGGACAGACCUCGAAGAUCCUGUGCACCCCGGCCUCGUUCAGGACAAGAAGGUGUUCAUGGACAUUCAGCCGGAGUUCCACCAGAACUUCUGGGACAGCACACGUUUGCUGAUGACACGACAGAUCAGGUUGACAUUGCGCGACUCGGCGGCGCUGUUCGGGCGCUUGUUCAUGAACACCGUCAUGGGGUUGUUGUAUGCCAGCGUCUUCUACCAGAUUGACCCGACGAACGCACAAUUGGUCAUCGGCGUCAUCUUCGCGUCGGUGCUGUGUUUAUCGCUGGGUCAGUCCGCUCAGAUUCCGACAGUCAUGGCUGCGCGCGAGGUGUUCUACAAGCAGCGCGGUGCCAGCUUUUUCCGCACGGCGUCUUACGUGCUUUCGUUCUCAGGGAGCCAGAUACUACCGAUUAUUCUGGAGAGUGUCGUGUUCGGCUGCAUCGUGUACUGGAUGUGCGGCUUAGUGGACACGGUCGGGUCGUUCUUCCUGUUCCCGUUGUUGCUGAUCAUGGCGAACCUCGCGUUCACCGCGUUCUUCUUCUUCUUGGCGUCCGCUGCGCCGAAUUUCAGCGUGGCCAACCCGAUCUCGAGUGUCUCGAUCCUCUUUUUCAUCUUGUUCGGAGGCUUUGUCAUCACGAAAGAGCAAAUUCCGGACUACCUCAUCUGGCUGUACUGGAUAAACCCGAUUGCUUGGUGCGUGCGCGCACUGGCAGUGAACCAGUACAGAGACUCCACGUUCGACACGUGUGUUUACGGCGACAUCAACUUCUGCGAAAGCUUCAAUCAGACAGUCGGCGAAUACUCGCUCGGUACAUUCGAGGUUCCGUCCGAAGAGUCUUGGCUCUGGUUAGGCAUUGCGUACCUCGGUGGCGCGUACUUUUUCUUCAUGUUUCUCUCGUACGUCGCACUGGAGUACAACCGAUAUGAAAGUCCCGAGAACGUGACAUUGACCAGCUCGGAGGACAAGAGCGAUACCAAGGACGGAUACGGUCUGAUGGCCACGCCGCGAGGCUCAACAAACGGUGGUGAUGCUGCUUUCUCUGUGGCUCCUGCUAGCGAGAAGCUCUUCGUUCCGGUCACCCUCGCCUUCAAGGACCUCUGGUACAGCGUGCCGGACCCAUCAAACCCCAAAGGAACGAUCGACCUGCUCAAAGGUAUCAACGGGUACGCACUGCCAGGUACCAUCACGGCACUCAUGGGAUCGUCAGGUGCCGGCAAAACGACGCUCAUGGACGUUAUCGCCGGCCGCAAAACUGGAGGAACAAUUGGCGGUCAUAUCCUGCUGAACGGUGUCCCUGCCACCGACCUUGCUAUCCGACGCUCGACUGGGUAUUGCGAGCAAAUGGACAUUCACUGUGAUUCGACAACGUUCCGCGAAGCGCUCACGUUCAGUGCGUUUCUCCGCCAGGGCGCCGACGUUCCUGACAGCCACAAGUACGAUUCGGUGGACGAAUGUCUGGACUUGCUUGAUCUGCAUCCGAUUGCUGACCAGAUCGUCCGCGGCAGCUCCGUGGAACAGAUGAAGCGAUUGACGAUCGGUGUGGAGCUGGCAGCCCAGCCCAGUGUUCUCUUCCUGGACGAGCCUACGAGCGGACUGGAUGCGCGUUCCGCCAAGCUCAUCAUGGAUGGCGUGCGCAAGGUGGCGAAUACGGGCCGCACCGUUGUAUGCACGAUCCAUCAGCCUUCGACGGAGGUUUUCAGUGUGUUCGACAGCCUGCUGCUGCUAAAGCGUGGUGGUGAAACAGUGUUUGCGGGUGAGCUGGGUCAGAACGCGUGUGAGAUGAUCACGUACUUUGAGUCCAUUGAGGGCGUGGAGAAGCUGGAGGACAACUACAAUCCGGCGACGUGGAUGUUGGAAGUGAUUGGUGCGGGCGUGGGUAACAGCAACGGUGCCAAGGACUUCGUGAAGGUCUUCCAGGAGAGCAGGCAGUUUGAGAUGCUGCAGACGAACUUGGACCGUGAUGGUGUGACUCGACCCUCGGCAGACUUGCCGGAACUGAUAUUCACCGACAAGCGCGCUGCGACGGAGCUGGUCCAGAUGAAGAUGGUGAUGCAGCGCUUCUUCCGCAUGUACUGGCGCACGGCAUCGUUCAACUUGACACGGUUCUUCGUAUCUCUGGUGCUGGGCCUCGUGUUCGGCAUCACCUACGUCGAUGCUGAGUACACGUCGUUUACCGGCAUCAACUCGGGAAUGGGCAUGUUGUACCUGACAGUCGGGUUCCUCGGCAUCAGCUCGUUCAACAGCUCUUUGCCCAAUGCCUCUAAGGAGCGUGGUGUGUUCUACCGUGAACGCGCAGCGCAGACGUACAACGCGUUCUGGUACUUCUUCAGCUCAAGUAUGGUGGAGAUCCCGUACACGUUCUUCGCCGUGAUGCUGUUCAUGAUCCCGUUCUACCCGAUGGUCGGCUUCACCGGGGCCAGUGCAUUCUUCACGUUCUGGUUUGCUGUGUCGAUACACGUGCUGCUACAGGGGUACAUCGGCGAGUUCCUGGUGUUCCUGCUGCCGAAUGUGGAAGUCGCACAGAUUCUGGGUUUCCUCAUGGCGUUGAUCUUCCUGCUGUUCAUGGGCUUCACUCCUCCUGCUGGAGACCUGCCGACGGGCUACAAGUGGUUGUACCACAUUACGCCGCACAAGUACACGUUUGCAGUCGUAUCCAGCCUCGUGUUUGGCGACUGUCCCAAUGACGGCGUGGGCAGCGACGUUGGGUGCCAAUUCAUGACGAACGUGCCGCCGUCGCUCCCGGCAGAUCUGACCGUGAAGAACUACUUGGAGAGUGUUUUCCUGGUGGAGCACAGCGAAAUCUGGCAGAACAAUGGUAUCGUGCUGGCCUUCCUGGUCUUUUUCCGUGUGCUCACACUGCUGGCGAUGCGCUUUGUGAACCACCAGAAGCGGUAA
Messenger RNA from Peronospora matthiolae, 4095 nucleotides. NCBI's taxonomy places the organism in Eukaryota, Oomycota, Peronosporomycetes, Peronosporales, Peronosporaceae. The record is from the annotation of a GenBank genome assembly.